AAAAGAAAGAAAGAAACUCCCAAACUCCCAUCCCAUCAUUCCGCUUCACUUGUUUCUGUUGUUGUUUGCUCUCAACGGAAGUGUCACUUUCCAACAUUCUUGGUUCUGAUGUUUUAGACAACAAUGGAGGAUUCUGAGAAAUUGACCGCCUUGAAGAAGGCCUACGCCGAUAUCAUCCUUAACACGGCGAAGGAGGCGGCGGCGCGUAUCAUGGUGUCGGAGAGAAAAGCCAUGCGCUUUCAGCAGGAACUUGUUUCCAGUAAAGAAGAGGCGCUUCGGAUGCUUCUUAGGCUCAAACAAAUGUUGGAUUCUAAGGUCUCACAAUCUUUCUCGAAAGGGGUUAACGAAGCAGAGUUGACAUCAUUAAAUCAGCAGAAGAAGAUUGAGGAGCUUGAAGCUCAGCUCCAGGAAGCUGAGGAAAUAGUUAGAGAUCUAAGGGCAGAGUUGAAAGAAGCACAUGCUGAGCUGGAGAAUGUGACAAAACACCAGAUGCAUCCGCCAGUUGAACAAAACAUGGAGGGUGAAAUUGCUGCUCAGGAAAAUUUUCUGCAGGAGAGCAGACUUGAUCCUUAUGAUGGAUCUGUAUAUUCUGCACCCAAUUUACAGUUUGAAUCAGCCUCAAUUUCUGACACUGGGAAUCCAACUGUAAAUGGAACAAAUGAUAACAGUACGGUCUCUGUGCCACAUGAUCAUACAAACAACUGCUACAUUCAUAAUCCAGAUUUUGCAUCCAUAGUCAUUAGGAGAAAAGAGCCUAAGCUCUACAGAAAUGGAUGCACUCAGAGAAUACAUGCAUGUGAAAGGAGCCUUUUUUAUGGAAAUACGUCUGUUUCAGGAAAUUUAGAUAAUGUACAGGAUGAAACUUUAGCAAGAGUACCUGAAGAAGAUAAAGCGAUGACUGUAAUAACUAAUGCCGAAGCUGAUAUUAUUUGUGAAAAGGAGAAAACUGAUGAGCUUAAAGUGGUGAAAGCAGAUGCUGAUCUUGUCAAAGUUCCAGCUCAUAGAAAAAAGAGAAGAUUUAGGACAAGGAAGGCUCUUCGAUCCAAAUUACAUUCUGACCAUGUUAAGGAAACAAAUAAAGAAUCAUAUCUGUCUUUGGUCAAAGAUUCUCCAUGUGUAUCGGAUAACAAUGACCCCUCAAGGGUGAGUUCCUCGAUGGCAUAUGAAAAUGAAGCUCAGAAGGAUCUAAUGUCUCCUUUUGCUAAAGUACCCACAGACGCAACUGCAGUGAUUGAGCAAUCAGGGCCUCAUAGCAAUACUGAAAAAGAGGAAGUAUUUCUUAAAGCUUGCAGUAUUCAGAACAAAAUUAAAGAUGAUAAGGAACUAUUGGAUAAAUCAGAUUUGACAAGACAAGAGAGUUUGUCCACUGAAAGUUUGGAGGUUCCAGCUUGUAAAGAUGUUGAGGCAGCUAUUGGAUCACCGGAUAAAAUGGGUCCUAAAGUAUCUGAUUUAGAUGAGAAGGUUUCUUGUCGAUCUGUAAACGAUAAGUUUCUCAAGUACACAUUCCGGAGAAAGCGUAAGAGGGAGUCUAUUAGCAGGGAUGAUGUAGAUUGCUCUCUAGAUAAUAUCAGUUCAGAGAAAAAGUGUGGAGAGAAGCAAAAUGGUCACGUAGAGCCUCAGAAGUCUUGCACAAUGACUGAAUCAUCUCGGGACAGCCGACGACUAGCACAGGUUGCUCGGCAGCUCAUAUCUUUGUCUGAGAAGAAAUGGUGGCAUUAGAUCCUUCUAUUGCUAUGUGAGGGGAUUGGAUGGUAAGAGUAUUCAAAGCACGGUCAAUGUGCUGUUGUUUCUGGAGGUGGCUUUUUAAGGGUGCUGCUUUACGUUGGUAGAGCUGUGGAAUGUGUUAGUAAUAUAUUGUUACUAUAUAUCUACUUUUCGUUCAUCCUUAGCUUAUCAAUGGCUAGCAUUAUAUUCUAUCAGUUAUAAAACAUAAAUUAUAUAUGCUGUUACUGCCCUUUUCCGGGGUCAUGUUUGCAAUACAAAUUUUGCUGAUUAUAUACUUACUUACAUA
This is a messenger RNA of Gastrolobium bilobum, 2011 nucleotides long. RefSeq lists its product as uncharacterized. NCBI's taxonomy places the organism in Eukaryota, Viridiplantae, Streptophyta, Magnoliopsida, Fabales, Fabaceae. The record is from RefSeq and is a predicted model, not a curated record. The transcript is spliced from 4 exons. Bases 124 to 1719 code for a protein of 531 amino acids.